AUGUUUUCAAAUCUAAGCGAUCUGAGGGCAACAAGUCCACCUACCAUAGCAACAUCGCAAGAUAAGGCGAGUGUCCAUUGCAUGAGGGAAAAGAAACAAACAAGCCGAAUACAGAACGAUCUCCUUAUCACCGACGAGUUUAGCUCCAGUGCUGACGUUGGGUGGUAUGGGGCUGCAUUCAUUUUCGUCAGUUCUGUAACUCAAGCACCAUGGGGUUUUCAAUGUCAAAUGGACCUACCUCCGCAGCCUGCUCACAUUCGGGCUAGGAUCCCUGCUUUGUGCCCUCUCCCACAACUCCCUUACACUUAUCUGGGCAGGGGCAUUGCAGGAUUCGGCGGAUCAGGUAUUGGAUUGGGGAUCUAUACUAUUAUCGGGGUCUGCGUCCCACCAAGGAGACGUCCCAAGUUGAUUGGUGUAGCGGGUUUGGCAUUCUUACUCGCCAGCUUUGCCAGUCCCGUGAUUGGUGGGGAGUUUAAUAGUGCAUUACUUUGUUUUCGUCUCGGUCUUGAAUGGGGCGUCAGCAAGUCCUGGAAUAACAAGGAUGUCACUGGGUGUCUGGUUGGGUUUCCUGUUCUCAUGGGGCUAUUCAUUGCGAAUGAGUUCUUCUGGGAUGGCCGGGCGAUGAUUCCCCAUCGAUUGCUUUUUUUGGAAAAAAAAAAAGGGGUAGCUCUUAGUUUCGUUUUUGUUUUCCUUGUGGUGGGCGCAUUCUUCAUGCUUCUGUUUUACAUGCCCAUCUACUUCCAGACAGUAAAGGGUAACUCAGAUGAGAACUCGGGGAUACGAACCCUGCCGUUGGUCAUGACUCGGAUUACUGGCUACCCAACACCAUUUCUGUUGGUUGGUGGAAGGAUCAUCAGUGUAGGAGUCGGGUUGCUAUACACGCUGGAUCUUCCAACGCAGCCGAGACUCCGGAUUCCGUACCAGAUUUUGGCUGAGUUCGAGACUGGGGCUUCUCUCCAGGUACCCAUCAUUAUGAACCAAGCUAAUGUAGACAUAUCAGACAUUUCGACAAUGACGUCCGCGGCCAUAUUUUUUAUAUGCCUAGGGGCCUCAAUUUUUAUGCAAGCAGGGCAGACCAGGUUUCUCGACAAAGUCAAGCGGGGCUUGGAUAUGAUGUCUGUUGCCAACGUGAGCUCAAGCCAGUUACUCACAGGAUGGUCAUGUACAGGUUUUCGCACUGCUUACCUUGUGGGUUUGAAAGAUGUAUUUGUGCUGGUAGCAGUACUCUCGGGCCUGGCCACUUUCCUUGCACUCUUUGUGGGUCGAUACAAGCUGUAUACUGUACGACUGCGGCUGUAA
Messenger RNA from Aspergillus alliaceus, 1299 nucleotides. RefSeq names its product major facilitator superfamily domain-containing protein. Gene Ontology annotation, biological process: transmembrane transport. Lineage: Eukaryota; Fungi; Ascomycota; Eurotiomycetes; Eurotiales; Aspergillaceae. The record is from RefSeq and is a predicted model, not a curated record. The coding region runs from base 1 to 1299 and encodes 432 amino acids. The transcript is spliced from 5 exons. Gene Ontology annotation, molecular function: transmembrane transporter activity.